Messenger RNA from Prosopis cineraria, 1251 nucleotides. Its product is annotated as probable leucine-rich repeat receptor-like protein kinase At1g35710. Bases 1 to 1251 code for a protein of 416 amino acids. The transcript is spliced from 2 exons. Lineage: Eukaryota; Viridiplantae; Streptophyta; Magnoliopsida; Fabales; Fabaceae. The record is from RefSeq and is a predicted model, not a curated record. Gene Ontology annotation, molecular function: protein binding.
AUGGAUGCCUCAUUCCUCUCCCAUAUCUUCAAUCUUUUGCUUCUAUUGGUACCAACAUCUGCAAUCAUAUUCCACAAAGGCACGCAUAGUUUGAGAGAACAGUGUCAUGAAAGAGAUCGCCAUGUCCUCCUAAACUUCAAACACACAGUUGAUGAUCCAUCAUCCAUCCUCUCUAGUUGGUCAGAUGAUUGCAGAGAUUGUUGUGAGUGGGUUGGAAUUCAGUGUGACAACGCCACAGGUAGGGUUAUCAAACUCAGUCUACCUUGUUCUCUAGAAGCCCAUGAUUAUGAUUGUGAAGAGAAGAAAUAUCAUUGUCUCACAGAUCUUUUCAUUGAUAGUCUUCAUUGGAUUUAUAAUUUUUCCUCCUUGAAAUACAUCAACUUUAGAGGCAUUAAUCUUCAUGGGAAAGUUGAUUGGCUUCAAAUAGCAACUUCACUUCCUUCCCUUUCAGAAUUGCGCCUGGAUAGUUGCCAACUUCAAAGCAUAAAUCCAUCUCUCCAGUAUGUAAAUUUUACUUCACUUGAAGUUCUUAGCCUUUCGGGUAAUGCUUUUAACUCUGAAUUCUUUCCAAACUGGUUAUUCAAUCUUAGUGAUGUCAUCACCUCUGUCAACCUGAGCUAUAAUUAUUUUCAUGGCGAACUACCAAAGAGACUGUUGAAUCUUCAAAAAUUAAAAAGCUUGGAUUUGCAUGGCAAUAAAUUGAGUGGACCAAUUCCAGCUUGGUUAGGCCAGCUUGAACACCUGCAAGUGUUUGAUGUUAGUGAGAAUUUACUUUCUAGCCCUAUUCCUCCUGGUUUGGGAAAUCUAUCAUCCUUGAUUACUUUGAAUCUCAAUUCAAAUAACGUAAAUGGUAGUCUUCCAGAAAGUCUUGGACAGCUCUUGAACUUGGAGAUGUUAUCUUUUCAUGAUAAUCACUUGAUGGGGCAUGUAUCUGAAAGAAAUUUUGUCAGACUCUAUAAUUUGAAAGUUCUUGGUAUGGGAUCUCCAAGCUUAAUCUUUGACUUUGAUUUGUUGUGGGUUCCUCCUUUUCAGCUGAUAGAGUUACAUUUGCUGCACAUGGUGGAUUCCAUAUUUCCUGAAUGGAUAUAUACACAAAAAUCUCUUAGAGUGUUAAUAAUUGUCUCCUCAAGUAUUUCAUUUCAGUCUCAAGAUAACUUUUGGAAUUUUGCAACACAGUUUGGAUGCUUAUGUUCACAAAAUAUUACAAUUGAUUGGGAAAUGUCUGAUGUGUUACUGACUCCUCAUACAUAA